AAUAUUGACAUAAGUUAAAUUGAGACAUUUAUUUUGAAACUAAAAGAAAGUAUAGUACACUGUAAUAAUUUUUUUAUUAAUUUUUUUUGACUAAGGGAGUUUAAGUUGAGGUGAAUAUGGGUGGUACUCUGUAUUAUUAUUUACGGUAACAAAAAAAUUAAAGGUAUGCGGGGCUGGAGGGUUGAGCGUAAGAUCCCAUUCCCCAGCACACGUGUAGUUGGUUUGCAACACAAAGCAACACUUGCCCACCACCUUCCUUUCCUCCUCAAUCACCAAGGUUGCCUUGGCCUGCUGGGGGUUUUUCAAUUUUGAUUUUGAUUUUCAACCCAAAACCCAACCCUCCCUUCAUAAUUGCUGCGAUCAUCUUCAACAAUCAAUAUUCUACUUUCUCUCUCCUGCACAACUAGUCUUCAUCUGCGAGAUGGUGAACGAAAAUGAGAAAGACUCGAAGAAGCAGAAGAAGAAAGUACCUGAUUGGUUGAAUUCUUCACUCUGGUCUACGCCUCCUUUGUCUGCUGCUACCACCAUCACUCAAACUCAAGAUCUCUCUCCUCCACCCGUCGUCCGUCCUCCGUCGCCGGUUCGACCUCCAUCACCACCUCCUCCGCCGCCGGACUCCAACGGCACUUCCACUUCCUCUGCUUCUCCUUCUUUCCCCGAGGAGAUCUCUCGCCAUGCUCAGCUCUCACUCGAGCUGUCGAAGAAGGUCAUCAACAUCAGAGAAAUCAGGAGGUUAGCAUCCAUGGGUCUUCCUGAUGCCCCUGCCAUCCGCUCUACUGUGUGGAAGCUUCUAUUGGGGUAUUUGCCCAGUGAUCGAGCAAUGUGGCCCUCUGAAUUAGCCAACAAGAGGUCUCAAUACAACCAUUUCAAGGAUGACCUCUUGAUGUCUCCCUCAGUCAGAAAUUUCGAGGAAGCUGGAGAAGUCAUCAAUGCUGAUAAGGAUGAACUCAAAGGUGAAAGUCGUUGCGUACUCUCUAGAUCAGAAAUUGUUCAAGAUGAGCAUCCUCUUAGCCUUGGACAAUCCAGUCUCUGGAAUCAGUUUUUUCAGGACACAGAGAUCAUCGAGCAGAUUGAUCGGGAUGUGAAAAGAACUCACCCAGAUAUGCAAUUUUUCUCUGGGGAUACGAUUUCUGCAAAAUUAAAUCAGGAGGCUCUGAGGAACAUUUUGAUUGUGUUCGCUAAGCUAAACCCCGGUAUAAGAUACGUACAAGGAAUGAAUGAGUUAUUGGCACCUCUCUUCUAUGUUUUUAGGAAUGAUCCAGAUGAGGAAAACUCUGCUGUUGCUGAAGCAGAUACAUUCUUUUGUUUUGUUGAGUUGCUUAGUGGAUUCAGGGAUAAUUUCUGUCAGCAACUUGAUAAUAGUGUUGUUGGAAUCCGUUCUACGAUCACAAAAUUGUCAAUGCUUUUAAAAGAACACGAUGAAGAACUUUGGCGUCACUUGGAGGUCACUUGUAAGGUUAAUCCCCAAUUUUAUGCAUUCAGAUGGAUAACUCUUCUUUUGACUCAAGAAUUCAGCUUCACAGACAGCCUUCAUAUUUGGGACAUUCUAUUAAGUGAUCCUGAGGGGCCACAGGAAACAUUGCUAAGAAUCUGUUGUGCUAUGCUAAUUCUAAUCCGGAGACGGUUGCUUGCUGGUGAUUUUACUUCCAAUCUCAAGCUUUUGCAAAACUACCCCUCAACAAAUAUUAGUCACCUACUAUAUGUUGCAAACAAGUUAAGGGCCCAUCCAACUAGCUAGGUUCUUUUGUAUGACACUUCAGUUCCCUAUGAUUCUUUCUGUGUUUUUUUAUUAUUACUUCUGCACAUUGUAGAGUACCGUUUUUGUAUGUUUAGUUUAUCUUUUGUUAUAUGUAAAUGUCUGUUAAAAGCAUUGGUUGAACGCUGCCAUGUUUGUUUUCAAUAACUAUUUCAUUGUAUCCCCCUUCCCCGCCAAACCAAAGAACACAAUCCUGCUGUAUGUGGUUUGUUACCUUAAUUGUGGUGAUGUUGACAAUGUCCGUCAAAUUAAGGGGUUACAUAUUACAUUCUUUCUACUUUAACUAAUUUAUAUUACUCUUGCUACCUUUGAA
Chenopodium quinoa (quinoa) is the source of this 2069-nucleotide messenger RNA. RefSeq names its product TBC1 domain family member 13-like. Gene Ontology annotation, biological process: intracellular protein transport; activation of GTPase activity. Gene Ontology annotation, molecular function: GTPase activator activity. The record is from RefSeq and is a predicted model, not a curated record. Lineage: Eukaryota; Viridiplantae; Streptophyta; Magnoliopsida; Caryophyllales; Amaranthaceae.